AUGGAAGAGGUUUGGCCCCGAAAAGGAGAGUUGACCGUACCAAUGUAUGUGGUAAAGCGAGCUAUGAUUAGCAAGGCGGUGGAUAAUACAAGUCAAAGAGAGAAUAUUUUCCAUUCCAAGAGCCUCAUCCAGGGUAAUGUAUGUUCCUUGAUCAUUGAUAGUGGAAGUAUUGCAAACGUUGCUAGCACCGCUUUAUUGGAUUUCUUGAAGCCUUCUACCACUAAGCUUAUUAAACCUUACAAACUUCAAUGGUUGAGUGAGUGUGGAGAAUUGAGGGUUCAUAGACAAGUGUUGAUCAAGUUCAAAAUUGGGAAGUACCAAGAUGCAAUCCUAUGUGAUGUGAUCCCAAUGAAAGCUUGGCAUGUACUACUCGAGAGACCUUGGCAACAUGGUCGUUCAACCAUACAUGAUGGGAGAACCAACACAUAUUCACUUGUGUCGAAUUGUUGUAAAUAUGUCCUUCAUCCUAUGUCACCAUCUCAAGUCAAUGAAAUGUAUCAAAAGAUGAGUGAGUUGAGGGAGAAAAUGAAGGAGUGGGAGGGACAUGUGGAGGUCGAGGUCCAUGAAGAAGAAGAAAGGAGGAAGUUGAAAGCAAAUGCCCAAGUUUUGUUGGCUAAGUAUAAAGAGAUAAGGGAGAAAGUGGAUGCCAAAGGUUCAUUGAUCCUUAUCACACAUAGGGAUCAUGUGUUGCUAACUAACCAAUUUCAUUCUUCUCUUCCCCAUUCUAUUUCCUUUCUUUUGCAGGAUUAUGAUGAUGUCUUUCUAAAGGGACUCCCAAGUGGAUUGCCCCCUCUUUGGGGAAUUGAGCACCAAAUUGAUUUCAUGUCGGGCUCAUUAUGGCCAAACAAAUAG
Solanum verrucosum is the source of this 852-nucleotide messenger RNA. RefSeq lists its product as uncharacterized. The record is from RefSeq and is a predicted model, not a curated record. The coding region runs from base 1 to 852 and encodes 283 amino acids. NCBI's taxonomy places the organism in Eukaryota, Viridiplantae, Streptophyta, Magnoliopsida, Solanales, Solanaceae. The transcript has a single exon.